AUGUCCGGCCUCAAAAACUCGCCAUUUGGCAAACGGCUUCGUGCAUCGCAGCAAGACACGAUAGAAGAAGAAGGACACCGACGAAACAGACCUCGAGUGAAUCCGAUAUUCGGAUUGCCUCUAUCUUUAUCCUCUACACCAGGUCUGACCGCCAAUUCAGCCACCAGCGAUAGCAGCAACGGCCCCGAUAGCCCUGUUGAUGAACCGCCUCCGAGCCCAUCGCGGGGGCAAAGGAAGGAGUCGAAGCGGGAGUACUACGGCGACAGAUUUGUGCCAUCGCGUGAUGCGGGCGAUAUGCGUACAUCCUACCACUUGAUGGGCGACGCCGGUCCUUCGACGCCAUCCAAAUCGCGAAUCAUACCGUCAGAGUCCGAUGCCUUGAAAGAACAAGCCAACUCCAUCUUCAACAGUAUACUACACACCGAGGUCACGCCUCCAUCGCCACACAGGCCGUCUUCUCCUGCUCGAGCACCAUCCAUGGUGCCACCGACUACCCCAACAAGGAAGCGCCUUUUCGCGUAUUCUUCUCCAUCAUCCCGACCGACUACCCCCAAUACAUCACGUGUCCUCGACUCACCCAGCUCCUCUGCGUAUUCUAUGUCCCCCGUUCGCACGGAAUCCCGCGACCUCCUCCUUUCGCCCAGACGGCAACCACGCUCGGUAUGCAAGACGCCUUAUAGAGUGCUUGAUGCGCCAGAACUCGCUGACGACUUUUAUCUCAACCUCGUCGAUUGGUCAAGCACCAACGUCCUUGGCGUCGGGCUGGGCUCAUGUGUCUAUCUUUGGACCGCACACAAUGCAGCUGUCAACAAACUUUGUGAUCUGGCCCCCCAGGGUGAUACGGUCAGCUCGGUUUCGUGGGUGCAACACGGGACGUCAUUGGCAAUCGGUACGCUUUCAGGGCGCUUGCACAUCUACGACGCUUCUACACUUGGCCUUCUCCGAACGUACCAAAAUGCACACAGCCAGCGGAUAGGUGCUCUCGCCUGGAACUCGCAUAUCUUGUCUUCCGGAAGCCGCGACCGUAUGGUUCAUCAUCGCGAUGUCCGAAUACAAGACCAACGGCCGUUCCGAAAGUGCGCGGGGCAUAAACAAGAAGUGUGUGGCUUGAAGUGGAGUGGUGAUGGAAGCGGCGGCUCAGCGAGUUCAGGAAGUUUGGGGGCUGCCUCAGCCAAUCUUGCGAGUGGGGGCAACGACAAUAAGGUGUGUAUAUGGGAUCUGAGAGGAAGCAGAAGGUCUGGCGGUACGUCAAGCCGAUCCACUGGAUCUUCGGUAUCGAGUCUCAACAUGAACACGGCGACCUUCAACCCGAUUUCAACGAUAACUCCGGGUGUGUUGUCCGCAGGAACCUCCGUCAACAGCAACUAUCCUACCAACGCCGACGAGGGUAUGUCAAGUGGCGAUAUCGCGCCGCUUUGGAAGUUCCACGAACAUACUGCGGCCGUGAAAGCACUCGCUUGGGAUCCGCACGUGAACGGCGUGCUGGCCACGGGUGGGGGGACGCAGGAUAAGCACAUUCGGUUCUGGAAUGUUGGUCAUGGGACAAUGCUUAGCGAGCUUGAUACGGGCAGCCAGGUCUGCAACCUUAUCUGGUCGCUGACAUCCCACGAACUUGUGUCCACGCACGGCUUUUCUUCUACCACCGCUCAGAACCAGAUAUGUAUAUGGAAGUACCCCACGCUGAACAUGGUCGCGUCGCUCACCGGACACACCAACCGUGUGUUGUAUCUAGCGAUGAGCCCCGACGGGGAGACGAUAGUUACUGGCGCGGGCGAUGAGACGUUGAGGUUCUGGAAUGCGUUUCCGAAGACGAGCGGCGGGCGAGGCACGAGCUAUAGCACCGUCGGACGAGAAGAGAAGCCGGGCAGCCAAUUGGACUAUGGGAAGCUCAUCAGGUAA
Molecule: messenger RNA, 1899 nt
Organism: Pleurotus ostreatus (oyster mushroom)
Lineage: Eukaryota; Fungi; Basidiomycota; Agaricomycetes; Agaricales; Pleurotaceae
Product: substrate-specific activator of APC-dependent proteolysis
Exons: 2
Coding region: 1-1899 (632 amino acids)
Biological process (GO): anaphase-promoting complex-dependent catabolic process; positive regulation of ubiquitin protein ligase activity; positive regulation of anaphase-promoting complex-dependent catabolic process
Cellular component (GO): anaphase-promoting complex
Molecular function (GO): protein binding; ubiquitin ligase activator activity; anaphase-promoting complex binding
Source: RefSeq, a predicted model, not a curated record